UAUACUUGCUGGAGACUAAUUUGUAGCUGCUAACUAUAUUAUAUUAUAAUUUUUAAUUUAUAAGACGAAUAGCCCGACCGAGCUUUUUUGGAGCUGAAAAGAGAAGCUAGGUGACAGAAAUAUUAUUUGUACCCAUCUGUUUUUGAUAUCGACGAAGACGGGUGUGUAUUCUUAAAAUGAAAGGCAUAAUAAAAUAUUAUAUGGAUUAUAACGAACCUCGAAAAUCAUAGCACCGAAACGGCGCACUGCUAUAACGACGAUGGUGUGGCAGUCAUCGUCCAGGCUGCGACAACACAGACUGCAUAUGUGGGCCACGUUGGUGUACUGGAUGAGCAAGGCGACCGGGGUUUUGGUGUUAACUGAGACCGCUGUGGGUCACCGUGAGUUCAUGGCGGCCGCGGCGUCAGACGGCCGAUGGCGGUGGGCCGGAGCCCGUGCAUGGAACGUGGUCUGCCUAGCGGCCGUGGCGCAUCGCAUCGCCGUGGAAACGUGGCCCGUCACGGUGCAGGCCAUCACGCACCUACCACAGGCCUCGUGUUACGAUACCGUGUGCGGCGGAGUGUGGUGCGUGUACGCGUGCGUGUACUACGCGGUCGCCUGGCUCGACAGAGUGUCGGAGAUUUGCGCGUUGGCAGCGGCUGUCACGUGGAGACAACUGUCCACGGUGGAAUGCUUGAAUUCAGCCUCAGCUGGUUGCUUGGACGACGACGACGACGACGACGACGGUGGCAUCCGUGCUGGGAGACCGUCGGCGUUCAACAUACCAUGGCACGCGUAUCUUAUCGUGGCGUUUCCAGUUGCUCAGUUAGCGAUGGCCGCAAACCUGAUAUCGAUCACUCACAACGGUGUGUGGCGCGCCGUUAUGGCUGCCGUGGCCGCGGCGGCCAGUUGCGCGCCCGUCGCGGCACACGGCACCGCGGCCGCCCUGCUAGUCAUGGCCAACAACAGCAUGCGAUCCAUCAACUGCCAGAUAACUCAUCUGUUGCCAGUUGGACGGCUACGUCAAGUCCGAUCCUCCGGCGACGAUCUUGACGCCAAUGACACCAACAUCGACGAGAACUGUCGCCAACGAGAUGUCAUCGUGCAGCUGGCUCGCAGACACUGGCGGAUCACUGGGCUGGUGACGGGUGGCGUGUGUGGCGCUUACGGCGUAGACCUCAUGACGGCCGUCCUGUUGGCUGCCGUCCGCGUCACGUACGUUGCCAUAUCGGUGUUCCACCGGUUGACCGACGACUCGGAUGCGCGGACCAACAUGUCGCUGGCUGUCGUCGUGCAAUUGAUAGCGUGGUUCGGCCAGUUUGCUUACUUGGCGUACACGUGCGACGAUCUGGCCGCUCAAUCAAGUGAAAUGUUUGACAAUUUAAAUACAUUGUUGUUGGAAAUCUUUAAAGAAAGUCGACUAUCUGGAGAACCAUACAUAAGUAAAAUGCAAGAAAUUGAAGCGGUUCAAGAGUUCAUGCGUCAAGUAGUAGCACGCAAAGUCACCGUACACGCAUGCGGUGGUUUAAUAACGUUAAAUCUAUCUCUCAUAACCACGAUCAUUGGAGUCACGUUAACGUAUUUUAUUGUUUUAUUGCAAUUUGAAUCGUCGCACAGUAGUAGUGCUCAUAAUGACACAUACACAUGAUUCAAUGAAAAUUAUUGUUGUUCAAGAAACUUUUCCAUAAAUCAUACAGUAUUGACGUUUAGUACUUUAGUCACCGAUACUUGUACUAAACGAAUAUAUUAUAUAAAAGCAACAAUAUAUUACACAUUACUACUUCUAUACUACUCAAAUAUUAUAUGAGACGAAUAUAAUUGAUACUUUACCUCAUAUUGCCGCGAAAACUUCAUCAACUGCUGAAAAAAAAGUUUUAUCACGUUUGGCUAUGCGAUAACAUAAUCAUAAUAACAAAAAUGUUUGAUCAGAUAGCAAUUAUUAAAUUACUUAUACACAAUAAUUCAUUUUGCCCAUAGCAUAGAACAAUAUCGAUUUUACAUUUUAUUGUUAUUUGACUUUGUA
Messenger RNA from Metopolophium dirhodum (rose-grain aphid), 2002 nucleotides. RefSeq lists its product as uncharacterized. The transcript has 5 exons. Gene Ontology annotation, biological process: sensory perception of taste. Bases 260 to 1627 code for a protein of 455 amino acids. The record is from RefSeq and is a predicted model, not a curated record. Gene Ontology annotation, cellular component: membrane; axon; neuronal cell body. NCBI's taxonomy places the organism in Eukaryota, Metazoa, Arthropoda, Insecta, Hemiptera, Aphididae.